UCCUCUCUUUCUCACUCACUCUUUCCACUCUGUUCACCACCAAAUUUACAUCUCCGCCUACAGACCACCGGUGCACUUUCGACUCGCCUUGACUCUGAGCGGUCUGCGUGCAUCCUCGGCUGCUUGCCUGGUGCUCGUCUUGUUUCUCAUUGGCGCGUCUUUACGUAUCCCUUUCCCAGUCUCACUGGUAGUCUCUCUCACAUCCUUUGUCGGCUUUUCCCUUCUCACAACACUAAUCACUCAACCUGAGACAACACACCACAACACAACACACCGGCCACCUCAUCACACCACGCAACUGAUGGAUUCGUCGCGUCGCGCACCGGCCAAAAAUGGCUCAACUAAUAGCUCUGCUACUACCAGAAAGCCCAGCGCCAGAGUCAAGAACGUGGUCGAUUAUGAUGAGAAGCGGGCUUUUGUAGAACUCACCGAGGAGGUCAAUCCGAAGGCGAACAAUCCGGGCUUGAGCGAGCUCGAGGAACGCGUUAACGAUCUCAGCGAGUCGUGGGAGACGGAGUCUCUUUUCCAGGAUGCUCUCGAAGACCUGGCUGAGGAUCGCUUCUUCACCGAUGAUCCCGAAGCCUGCACUGCGGACGAAGCCACUAAGUUUCGCCAACUCCUGCGCUCUGUCGGUCCCACCGUGUUUUGUGAGAGGACCAUCGGCUCCGGCUUGAUCAGCGCCAAGAAACUACUCACUGCCUUUGGCAUCCGUCCGCCCGCCUUUCUCGACGGCGCCGACGAUGAAGCUUACUACUCUUUACUGAGCCUCGCCCUCAGCCGUGAGCUUUCCAAGCGGGCCAAGUUGCCCAAGUACAACUCGGUUGACGACGCGGUCGACCUUCUCAAGAAGUCCAAGAACAUCGUCGUCCUCACCGGCGCCGGUAUCUCUACCUCGCUCGGCAUCCCUGACUUUCGCUCCAAGGGCACCGGUCUCUACUCCAAGCUCGAGCACCUCGGUCUCAACGACCCGCAGGAGGUCUUUGACAUCACCGUCUUCCGCCAGGAUCCGACCAUCUUCUACUCGGUCGCGCGGGACAUCCUCCCCAGCCAUAACCGCUUCUCGCCAACGCAUGCCUUCAUCGCGCUGCUCCAGAACCAAGGCAAGCUCCUCACCAACUACUCCCAAAACAUCGACAACCUCGAGGCGAAAGCCGGCAUCCUCCCGGACAAGCUCGUCCAAUGCCACGGCUCCUUCGCGACCGCCUCCUGCGUCAAGUGCGGCCACCGCGUCCCCGGCGAGUCGCUCUUCCCCGAGAUCAAGGCGGGCGACAUCCCGCGGUGCCGCAAGUGCGCGCAGGGCAGCCGCACGACGUCCAACAGCAGCGGCACCAACUCGCGCAAGCGCAAGGUGCAGCGGGACGGGACGGAAAAGAAGCCGCGGCGGCGGCCGGGCGACUACGACUCCAACUCGGACUCGGAGUUCGACACGCCGACCAACUGGUCGUGCGGCGUCAUGAAGCCCGACAUCACCUUCUUCGGCGAGCCGCUGCCGGACGAGUUCUCGCGCCGCCUGACCGAGCACGACCGCGACCGCGUCGACCUCGUCAUCGUCAUCGGCACCAGCCUCAAGGUGGCGCCCGUCAGCGAGGUCGUCCCCUUCCUCCCCGCCCACGUGCCCCAGCUCUACAUCAGCCGCACCCCCGUCUCCCACGUCAACUUCGACAUCGACCUGCUCGGCGACUGCGACGUCGUCGUCGCCGAGCUCUGCCGCCGCGCCGGCUGGGAUCUCGAUCAUGAGAUGGUCCCCGACGGCCAGGUCGUCGAGACUACCCUUUCUGAGGGCUGGGCCAGCCGCCAUGUCUUUACCCAGGUUGUGCCGGCGGCGGCAGCAGCAGCAGCGGUUGAUGAGAAGGGAGCGGGGGAGGAGAAGGCUGAGGCCAAGGCGGCUAAGGCUGCGGCUGCGGCUGCGGCUAAGGCGGAGGAGAAGGGGAGGGAGGAGAAGGAGAAGGAGAGGAAGGAGGGCGAACAGCAGAAGAAGGAUGAGAGGAGAGAGAGGAGGGAGAGGAGGUCGAUGUGAAAAACCAUCCAUCCCGUCCCCGUCCAUGGCUUUAUUUCUCUGCUUUACUUCGCACAGCACACAGCAUGGUGCUGCUGUUGCUGGGCCUGGCGUUGGUUGUUCCUCCUCCUCAUUUUCCUACCCUCUUUUCUCUUUCUCUUUUUUUACCCCCCUUCGGCAAGAGGCAUGCAUGAUACCCUGUUUUGUCUUCUUUUUUUCCCCUUCUUUCCUCGUCCCACCGCAUAGCACCGCAC
This is a messenger RNA of Chaetomium fimeti, 2250 nucleotides long. Its product is annotated as SIR2-like protein. Gene Ontology annotation, molecular function: histone H4K16 deacetylase activity, NAD-dependent; NAD+ binding. The transcript is spliced from 2 exons. NCBI's taxonomy places the organism in Eukaryota, Fungi, Ascomycota, Sordariomycetes, Sordariales, Chaetomiaceae. The record is from RefSeq and is a predicted model, not a curated record. Gene Ontology annotation, cellular component: nucleus. The coding region runs from base 302 to 2017 and encodes 571 amino acids.